CCCGCGGGCCCCGCCGCGCCGACACCGAGCUCCCGACACGACGCCACACGGCCCGGCCUGGCCCGGCCCGGCCCGGCCCGCCGCGAUGAUGCCGGGCAGGACCCUCCGCAAGGUCGCUCCGCCCGCCGCUCCCGCAGAGCGGAAGGCGGUGGCAGAGUGUGCCCUGGAGCUGCGGAGGAUCGGCGACAAGUGGGACCUGCGGCAGAAGAUCUUGAACCUCCUCGUCAAGCUCUUCUGCCCGGAGACGUGAUGCGACGCGGUGUGUUGAAAAGCGGUGGAAGAAACCUUGACUCUGUGGAUUUGGAACGAGAAACUUCACUGACGCUGGGAGAUGAUGAAAGCUCUUUGUGUUAUAUUUUGCUGCCCGUAGCCACUGAAGGAGGAUAGCUGUCACAACGUGAUUUCUUUGAAGGUUCUUUCAGCGAUAUUGGCUUAGGAGUGCCAGGUGGAAAAAAAAAUAAAAGAGAGCGAUGGGGAGAGCCUCUUACCACGUGAUGGGGGCAGUUGGGGCAUGACGGAACUUGCCCCUCUGCCUCAGCUCAGAAGACUUCCAGGAGCCUGGUUUCCCUGUCUGCACUCUGGUCCUCACAUCCCCCAGCACCAAGGAGCUCGGACCACCUUCAAGGAAGAAGCCAAAAAAGUGUCUGUCUUGGAAGCUGGGAUUGUGUAUCACAAGGCAAAAAGCCAGUUUCUCAGUUUCUGAUUUGAAAAGCAUGUUUUGAAAAGCAUGGAUUCUGCUGGACAGCGAUCUGGUGGUGGGAUUAUUUAAUUUGCUAAGUAAACUACUUAAGUCUUUAUUGAGUGACUAUAUGUUACAGGAUGUUGCUUUGGGGACUAAAAAUGGUAAUUCUGUGAAUUAACAUGACAUUGAAUACUUCUAGUUUAUAUUAUAUAUAUAAUAUAUAUUAAAAAAGUAGGAAUAUGUGCACCCUAUCUGUAUGAAAUGAACAUUUCACAGAACUAUUAAUGAAAUUCUACUGACUAGGCUCAAAAAAUAGUAUGAAGAUGUUCAAAACAUGACAUAAAAACACACUCUAUUAACUAAAAGAAAGUAUAAUGUUUCCUGAUAAUAAAGGAAACACUUUAUGCAACACAGAGAGGAGCAACACUUUAGCAUAGCGUUAUAGAAGAUGCAUAUAUGAAUAUAUAUUACACAAAUACAGAUAUUGAGGUAUGUGUGUUUGGUGGAAGGAUUCCUUUUGCUUCACAAAGAAUUUCUUGGGAACAGUACAAUACUGCUGUGUCUUUGUAAGUAAAACAAAUAACUCUGUGAUAGAAGUAGAUAGGAAAGUUGGAUCCAAGUUCAAUCUCAAGUGUUUUUUUGAGAAUGUUAUUUAUUCAAAGAAAGCAUCUACCUCUCUUUGAAAAAAUAAUAUUGAUAGAAUUAAAUGUUACAGUACAGGAAAGCAGUCUUGGAUUUCUGAACGUUUAGCUGUACUUGCCAAUGAAGGUUCUUCCCUUUAUGUUUCUUUCCAUUUCAUUUCAUGGUAACCUUGUUUCAGUUCCAGAAUGAUAAAGCUGCUGUAGCACAUCCAGCGGAUGGUGAUGCAUUAUGUGCAUCUCACUGGGUUAUUACCUUUGGCUGGCUUUGGAGGAGCUGAAUUAAGCAUCCUGGUCACCAUCGAGGCAAACAGUGACUCUGCUAUAGUCAAUUCAUGUCAGACAUGAUCCUCAACAGUAUUUUUUUUAAUAGGUGCAUGCUAGCAAGAAAAUGGCUAAAGCUGGUCAAGUUUUCUAGCUACCUCUUAGGUCAAUGGGCAGAGUUUUCCUUCUCUUAGCUUAAGCUCUUUCCUUCUCUUAACCUUGUAUGAAGCUGUAUAGUUGCACUUUCUGGAUCUGCUGACACUACAUUUUUUUCCCUGCCUUGUAGUGAAUUAUUGUUUGUAUUAAUUUUUUGGUGAGCUCUUCUGAAUCUGCCUUUGCAAAACUGCAGUCACAUAGCUCCAGUCACUCUGUCACAAUCAGCUGUGUAUGGCUGCAGUUGUCACAGAUUCCUCUAAGCAGAAGCUGACCGAUUUUGCCUGCUUUCUGCAUGGAAGACAACCUCAUCCCAGUGACAUUACUGGGAGCUUUGCCAUUGUCCUGAACCAUAUGCACAGUUCUCUCCUCCUUUAAGCCAGCUAAUACGUUUUCAGUGAGAACAUAAUGUGUCAAGAAUAGUUGUUAUUCAUCUUAGUACUGCAAAGUAACGUGUUUUGCUGACAUACAGAGGUCAGUUUUUCAGGUAUUAAAGAGUAAAUGCAAAGAGCUUCUGUUUUGGUACUGCUGUGUGCAGCCCUGACUAUGUCAGGAGAGCUCCCACUGUAUAUCCUGGGCUUGGUGGACUCAUCGUCAAGGAUGCUAAACAGCGAUUGUGCCUGUCUGGGACUCUCAGGAAAAUCCAGCAUUAGCAUUCAUUUGCAUUAGUAGCUGAGAUGUAUUUUCAUAAAAGCAUUGUGCUCAAUGUAUGCUGCUUUGAAAUUCCAUAGGAAUCUAGGUGUGGCCUUCACAGGGCCUGCUGUGUUCUUCAGGUUGUAGCACACAUGAAUGUUAUGAAAUAAAAAAGCGUUCUCAUAAAUGCAUUGUCAUGGGGAUAUCUGAGCUAAAGUAUUGGCUCACUGUUUUUCUGUCUAGAUCUGCAAGGACUGUUUGCUUUCUUUGUGAAGUGUUUUUAGGCUUCUCUGAGCUCUCGAGAGUGCGAGCGUUCACCGGGGGCUCAGGAAGAAGACUUAGAUCCAAGCAAUCAGUGCCAGUAUAUGAGCAAGCACUCGCUGGUGCCCUCCCUAGGAUUCCUUUUGUUGCUUUUGCAAAAGAUGUGCUAUAUGAUGGUGUCAACAUGAGUUUGUUUUUCUUAAGGCCUGUCCUGGAUAUGAGCCAGAUGUUUUGCUGUACGCUCCCUGCAUGUGUGUGUCUCAAAUCCUUGCUGAGAUAAUAAAUAUGAAGUGUU
Messenger RNA from Colius striatus (speckled mousebird), 2926 nucleotides. RefSeq names its product phorbol-12-myristate-13-acetate-induced protein 1 (gene PMAIP1). Bases 86 to 250 code for a protein of 54 amino acids. The record is from RefSeq and is a predicted model, not a curated record. Gene Ontology annotation, biological process: release of cytochrome c from mitochondria; apoptotic process; DNA damage response. The transcript has 2 exons. NCBI's taxonomy places the organism in Eukaryota, Metazoa, Chordata, Aves, Coliiformes, Coliidae.